Messenger RNA from Glycine soja, 1609 nucleotides. Its product is annotated as thylakoid membrane protein TERC, chloroplastic-like. Lineage: Eukaryota; Viridiplantae; Streptophyta; Magnoliopsida; Fabales; Fabaceae. Bases 303 to 1340 code for a protein of 345 amino acids. Gene Ontology annotation, cellular component: membrane. The transcript is spliced from 14 exons. The record is from RefSeq and is a predicted model, not a curated record.
AAAGAUGAUAUGAGAUCUGAAUCCAGAAUCCGUCCCUUAUCCAGGAGUGCGGUAAAAGCUAACAAAGAGUUACGGAUUCCUAUGGGAUUGAGUGAGAACCUGACAACAACAACUUAUCCUUUUAUAAUUCUGGUCGAAACAAAGCGGUGCGAGAAGAGCACCAGAACAGAGUUUGAUUUCAUUCUUGUUUGAUUGGCAACUUGUGUUGUUCCCAAUCCAAGAGUUAUGGGAUUGGCCUCUGUUGUCCACAACGGCGUCCGAAUUCCAUUCAACUUGGAGCACAUUCACACUCCUCCUUUCAGAUGCUCUGCACUUCACCACCCCAUCUCUUCCUUUUGCUCAGGGUUUUCUUUGUGUGUGUGGCAGUGUACCAUUAUCGUCCUCCUCACCGCUUCCCACUUCUGUGCUCCAGACGAAUUGGCCACCACAAUUAUGCCUCAGAAGUAAAGAGGAUUAGUGCUCAACAAAAUGAUGACAUAGGCAAAGUUGAGAAAUCUCCCACUCAGGAAUCUCUGGCAAAUGAAGAUUACAGUUCCUCCGUUAGAACUGUAGCAUUAUGGGUGUGCACUGCAGUGGCAUUUGGUGUUGGUUUGGGUUUUAAGGAGGGUUUUGACAAGGCAUCCGAAUUCUUUGCUGGGUAUAUAUUGGAGCAAAGUCUUUCUGUAGAUAAUCUCUUUGUCUUUGUUCUAAUAUUCAAUUACUUCAAAGUGCCAGUUGCAUAUCAGAAUCGUGUGCUUUCCUAUGGUAUUGCUGGUGCAGUUGUAUUUCGCCUGACAUUAAUACUUAUUGGAACAGCCACCCUGCAGAGAUUUGAGGCAGUCAACCUUCUCUUGGCUGCAAUUUUACUCUUCUCAUCAUUUAAGCUAUUUGCCAGUGAAGAAGAUGAGUCUGACUUAUCUGAUAACUUUGUGGUGAAGACAUGUCAGAAAUUUAUCCCUGUAACAACGUAUUAUGAUGGAAAUCGAUUCAUAACAAAUCUGGAUGGGGUGUGGAAGGCCACCCCUUUGCUUCUUACUGUAGCUGUUAUCGAGCUCAGUGACAUUGCAUUUGCGGUUGACUCAAUACCUGCAGUUUUUGGUGUAACACGGGAUCCAUUUGUAGUCUUUACGUCUAAUCUUUUUGCCAUUUUGGGUUUAAGGUCACUUUUCUUAAUAAUUUCUGAGGGUAUGUCAGAGUUGAAGUACUUACAGCCGUCCAUUGCUAUCGUUCUGGGAUUUGUUGGGGUUAAGAUGAUCCUCGACUAUUUUGGAUUCCAUGUCUCAACGGAGGCAUCUCUUGCUUUUGUAGCCUCAAGUCUUACCAUUGGAGUGGUAUUAAGUCUGGCUAACAAGUCUGAUUAGCUUAGAAACUCAAUUCCAACUCAUCAUGAAUUGAGCUCUAUAUGAUUAGCUUAAAUUUCAUCAUCCUCUCUACCCCUACACACCCCCUCCUCCCCAAAACAAUAAAAAACCCAUGUUUUCUUCUUUUAUGUUGAAAACCCUGUAGUGAGAAUGAUUUGUUUAAUACAUUGGUGUCAAUUGCCCAUAGAGGAAUAAUUUGUAGCCUGUACUAUAGCUUAAGUUGAUGUUCAAUGCUAAAAUAUGGUAUCUGUUGUAAUGUUCACUUCACA